ACACGGACGAGCCGGUGUGCCGACUGUGUUCCAAAGUGGUGGCAACAAAAAAAUGGGAAUACAACAAACUUACAUGCCCACCUAAGGCAUAACCACCCGACCCAGUUUUCCCAGCUGGAGAAAAAAAGUGCCCCUCAGGAUGCAGAUGCUUCGUCUCGACAGUCUACACUCACUGAGGCGUUUGGUCGACAAAGCAAAUACAAACGGAACAGCGCAAAAUGGUGCAAGCUCACAGAUAGUGUAGUUCGCUACGUCGCUAAAGACAUGCUUCCAUUUAACACAGUUGAAAAGCCAGCAUUUAGAGAAAUGCUGCAAACAUUUGACAGACAGUAAGAAUUGCCUGGUAGAAAAUACAUGUCACAAACGGCAAUUCCAGAACUUUACAACAGAGUGAAAGAUGACACAUUGAAGGAAAUCAAAGACAUCGCAUUUUACUCUGCCACUACAGAUAUGUGGUCAAGCUCAAACAUGACCCCCUACAUGAGCUUGACCAUACACUAUAUAACUGCUGACUGGACCCUGCACUCCAAGUGUUUAGAGACCAGAUAUGUCCCUGAUAACCAUACUGCUGACACCCUUGCAGAAAACCUUAAGGCAGCUUUAGCAGACUGGGGACUGGAUGAGAACAAACUAGCCCGCAUCACUACAGACAAUAGUGCGAAAAUUGUAGCUGCAAUAAGGAAUCUUGGCUGGCCAUGGCUUAAUUGCUUUGGCCACAACCUCCAUCUUUCUGUGUCCCAUGGUCUGGACAGCGACAACGAUCGGACAGCCUGUGCCAUAGGACUCUGUAGAAGUUUGGUCAGCAUAUUUCACAUGAGCUGGAUAAAGAAGAGAGACCUGAGGAAGGCACAGGCUGAGGCCAAUUUCCCCAAACAGAAUCUAGUGCUGGAUACUGCCACACGAUGGGGCACUAAGCAGAAUAUGGUAGAGAGGGUGCUGGAGCUGCUCCCAGCCAUAAGACGUGUCCUGGUUGAGGACAGAAAACAUGGCCACCUCAACCCAACCUGGCAGGAUGUUUUUGUGUUGGAGUCCAUCAACGCAGCAAUGAAGCCACUGGCUGACUUCACAUAUGUCCUCUCAGGGGAAAAAUACAUCACAGUGUCCUCAGUUAAGCCUGUACUGGAACUGAUUAAAGGUGAAUUUCUCUCUCCAGGACCCAAUGACACUGCACUGACAUCCAAUGUUAAACAAAACAUGUGCAGGGUAAUGACUGAAAACUACAGCUCACCUGCAAUCCAAGUCCUCCUGAGAAAGGCCACCAUCUUGGAUCCAAGAUAUCGUGGCACCAUGGAGGAGGCAGAGGCAUUGGAUGAUGUCAAACAUCAGUUUGUGCAAGAGCUGCUGGACUUAAAAGAGCCAGAAGGAAGUGGAGAAGGUACCAGUGGUGAGAGCUGCAGCACAGCUGCUGCUAGAGGAAAUGAGGAUGAACCUCCUGCACCCACAAAGAAGAGGCUGAGUGACCUUCUUCAAAACAGAAGAGCUCACCUCACAGGUCAUUCCCAGGCUGCAGUUCCAAAAAGAGUGCAGGCUGCUGUAGAGCUGACCAAGUUCCUCCAGGAAGAUACACUUGAUGCAUCUUCUGAUCCCUUAAUGUGGUGGCGUGACAAUCAAAGAAGAUACCCUUUGAUGGCUAAGUUGGCACAAAAAUACAUGUGCAUAUGUGCAACAAGCACCAGCUUGGAGAGAAUGUUUAGCACAGCUGGCAAUAUUGCUACUCCAGAGAGAUCCUGUCUUAAGCCACACAAAGUCAACAUGUUGGUUUUCCUUGCUCGGAAUCUGCCAAACUAAAGUAGCUACAGAUUUGCAUAUGCAAGUGUUUGUGUUGUUACUCUGCACUUUUUGUUUACAAAGGUCCUAACUGGAUUGACAGUGUUACCUGUUAUGGAAUGUACAACUCUAUACCUCUGUGCCUAAAUGUUCAAUAUUUAUUUAAGUGCAAUUUUAUUUGUGGAGACUUUAUAAGCCAUUUUAUUUACUUUUUUGGUUGUGGUUUUAUAUUUGAGUGCUGUUUUUCUUAACAAAGACGGGGUCUUUUUUAUUGUUUUUGGUUGUGAUUUUUAUUCAAUGCAAUUCUUGCUAACAGAGAGUGAGAGUCCAUUUUAUUUUUUGUUUGUUUUAUUUAUUUAGGAUAUUUAAAUGUUAAAUUACAAUUACAAUGGUAAAAAACACUCAGAAAUAAAAGUUUAUUGUAUUUGAAAAGGGUGUGCAUUAUUAUUAUAUAUUAUCAUGUUGACAAUAAUAUCGUUACUGCAAUAAUUUGUGGGACAAUAUAUCGUCCAGCAAAAUUUGUUAUCGUCCCAGGCCUAAUUGAGACAGAAGUUACAUUUAACACUUAAUAUGACGACAACAUAACUCACCAUAAGGUAUAAUUAUGGUGAGUUUGAUAGCAUAUCUAAUUAUCCAGUUAUCCAAAUAUCUGGAUCAAUAAGACAGGGCUCAUCCACAAAAAGCUGUCUACCAGCUCUCUGUUAGGGCUGCUUGUUGUGAACAAAGGAUCUGUUCACAAAAUAUAGUUAACAACCAUACAUAUCUACACUAGACAGCUACAUAACUGGGCUAAAACACCAAAUUAACGAUUUGAUAAAUAAAGAAAUGAUCUGUAUUUAUAUAGUGCUUUUUUAGUCAUGAUGAGUGCAUCUGUGGGCAGCUCUUAUUCUAUGAGGAGCAUUUUGGGGUUCAGUAUCAUGGACAAGAAUAAGCUCUACCCCCUCAAACACAGCCAAUUUCAGUAUGUGAGACAGUAAAACAGCUUUUAAUUCAAGAGAUGAGGAAUCACCUGAUACCUAACAUAAGGUAUUCACCUGCAGACAACAUAGACAGUCAACAUUUUAAACAGAUUUAAGUCAGUUAAAUGAAUCCGUGCAU
Messenger RNA from Paralichthys olivaceus (Japanese flounder), 2865 nucleotides. Lineage: Eukaryota; Metazoa; Chordata; Actinopteri; Pleuronectiformes; Paralichthyidae. The record is from RefSeq and is a predicted model, not a curated record.